Molecule: messenger RNA, 1759 nt
Organism: Rhodamnia argentea
Lineage: Eukaryota; Viridiplantae; Streptophyta; Magnoliopsida; Myrtales; Myrtaceae
Product: ankyrin repeat-containing protein BDA1-like
Exons: 2
Coding region: 241-1632 (463 amino acids)
Cellular component (GO): plasma membrane
Molecular function (GO): protein phosphatase regulator activity; protein phosphatase 1 binding
Source: RefSeq, a predicted model, not a curated record
CCUCCAAGAAAUGGGGACCCGCAGUCAACGCCAUUUUUUUCAGACCUUCUUGGUCCUCUCUGAAUUUUCCUCGGCAGCUUCCUUUUACUUUCUUGUUCUCUCCUUCUCCUCCUCCUUCUUCACGAUGAAACUCCAUCGAUCUCCUCUCUCCCCCUCUCUUCCUCCUCCCGCGAUCUGGUGCAGCUCGUGAGCCUCCUCUACGUCGAUAAGCACCAAGACAAACCGAUCACAUCAAGCGCCAUGAACAAGCUCCACGAAGUCGCCAUGAGAGGCGACCUCGCGGCCCUCCAGGACCUGCUGUUGCAAGACCCCCAGAUCCUCCACAAGCCCACUUCGUCUCCCGACGGCACGCCCUUGCACGUGUCUUGUCUCUUGGGUCACACGUCCUUCACCAAGCAGCUCCUCACCCACAACCCGGAGCUCGCCAAAGAGACCGACUCGCGCGGCUCGCUGCCCCUCCACGUGGCGUGCGCGAAGGGCCACGUCGAGAUCGUCAGGGCCCUCUUGGCUGUCGACCCGGAGGGGUCCCUCCGGUGGGACCGCGAGGGGAGGACGCCUCUGCAUUUGGGCGCGAUUAAAGGGAGGGCUGAGGUCUUGGGCGACUUGAUCCGGGCCAAGCCCGAGGCGGCCCGGGUGGUGACGAGUCAGGGGGAGAGCGCGUUUCACCUGUGCGUGAAGAGUAACAGAGUGGAGGCGUUGAAGGUGGUGGUGGGCUGCGUUGGGAGGAACGAUGAGUUCGUGGGUUGUAGGGAUAAGGAUGGGAACACGAUUCUGCAUCUUGCGGUGGCCAGGAAGCAAUUGGAGCUCAUCAAGUAUUUGCUUUCCAGCACCGGCAUUGAAGUGAACGCUCAAAAUGCAAAGGGAUUCACAGCACUGGAUGUCUUAUCAGAAGGUCCAAGAGACUUGAGAGACAUGGAGAUCAAACAGCUCCUGCAGAGAGCCGGAGCUUCAUUAAUAUAUCAAACAUCUUUGGGUCGAGACACAAUUGAAGCCAUUCCAAUAGCACAGCCUUACGUCAAACAGAAAAGUGAUACUAAACCACCGGUUAUGAAGCACAAGCACAAAGAUUGGCUGGGCAGAAAAAGAAGUGCCCUGAUAGUGGUGGCUUCACUCAUUGCGACGGUGGCAUUCCAAGCCACACUAUCACCACCUGGCGGCUUCUGGCAGGAUGACUUUACAGCAGACCCUGCAAAGAAUGGCAAGGAGAAAUCGCACCACGUGGGAAUGGCCGUGAUGGCUACCUCUCUGCCACAAGCAUAUGGGCAGUUCAUGAUCUUCAACACACUCGCAUUUCUUUCUUCGCUGAGCAUAAUUCUGCUUGUGGUCAGUGGACUCCCAAUGAAAAGGAGGAGGUGGAUGUGGACCCAGAUGGUUACCAUGUGGAUCGCUAUCACUGCACUCACUUUUACCUACUUCAUCGCGUGGAUACAUAUGACACCGGAAGAUGACAGAGGGGUUUUUAACACUGUGACUAGAGUUUCUGUGUUUCUGUGGUUGUGCUUGAUGGGCCUCGUCUUCUUAGGCAACGUCGUUCGAAUGGUUCGCUGGUUUUCGAGGAAGUUUGGGCACUUGAAAGUAAAGGAGCGAGAAGCUUCAACUGUUGUAGAAGAGAACGAGGACAACGAACUCUGAAUUCUUGAUGAAGGUGGCUAAUUAGAAUUUGAUGUAUGAAAGUCCUUUGUCUGUCAUCAUUACAUACGAUAUUCUGUCAAUGCUGUAACAGGUGAGUUUUUGCAUGAGUAUAUUCUGAGACUUCGCA